UUUAUGUUUACUUCCGGUGAUAAUCAACUUUUUGUGCAAAAGCCACGUCAGAUUUACACGGUAUAAACAUCAGUAGAUUUGUGUCUUAAUGACAAUUGAUGAUUUGAUAUACUGAAAUUUCAUUCAAGAAACGAGAUGUCAUCGAAUGAUAUCGGGGAUUGGUACCGCAGUAUUCCGAAAAUAACGAAAUGGUGGUUUACAGGAUCAGUUAUUAUACCAAUAGCAGCGAAGUUGGGACUUUUGAAUCCUAUGUGGUUGUUUCUACAUUAUGAAUCCUUAAUUUACAAAUUUCAGUUUUGGAGGCCGCUGACAGCUGUACUAUUUUAUCCAACAGGAUUCCCAUAUUUGAUAAACCUUUAUUUCUUAUAUUCAUAUUCUACCAGAAUAGAGACAGGUAUAUAUGAUGGCAAGCCAGCAGAAUAUGCCUUUAUGUGGCUCUUUAACUGGUUAGCACUUGUUAUAAUUGGAUUGGUAGCUGAAAUAUAUUUACUGAUGGAUCCUAUGGUGUUGAGUGUUUUAUAUGUGUGGUGUCAGUUAAAUAAAGAUCAGAUCGUACAGUUCUGGUUUGGAACACAGUUUAAGGCCAUGUAUUUGCCAUGGGUUUUAUUUGCUUUCAAUGCUAUUAUUGGAAGUGGUGGCUUAGCACAGUUACUUGGUAUAGUUGUUGGACAUUUGUAUUUCUUCUUAAUGUUUAAAUAUCCCCAAGAUUUUGGAGGAGCUACAAUGUUACGAGUACCAGCCAUAUUCUACAAAUGGUUACCAAACAGAAGAGGUGGAAUGUCAGGAUUUGGUCAAGCACCAGCCAGCAGACGACAAGAUGGCAAUGAUAAUGCUAAUGGUGGCCGGCAUGCCUGGGGAAGAGGAAAUGCUCUUGGGGAUUAAGAUGAUCUGAAAUAUAGAAAACACCAAAAUGCUUGAAUAUAUCUGGUGAAAAGAAUUGUGUAAACUUCAUGAUGUUCACCUAGACCAGUUUCAUAAAGGACUGAAAUAUAGAUAUUUUUCAAGUGAUAUUCAAUUUAAGUUUGUUGACUUUAAGUUGAAUGCAUUGUACAAUGUACAAAUAUUGAAAUCAAGACUCUUUUAUUCCAUAAACCAUGAAAUAUUCACAACUUUUCGAGUAGCACUAUUUUCAGGGUGAGAGCUGAAACAAAUAAAAAUAAAUUGCCUUGAAAUUUGACAGAUAUUUAACAGUAAAUGCCAUAUGAGCACAUUUAUCUAAACAGCUGUAAAUGCAUUUUUAAUCUUUUAGAGGGACUAUGUUUAUUUCCAUGAAACCAUAUCCUAUUUUAUUGUCUUACACAUUAAACCAUAUGCCUGUUUUUAAUUAAUGUUUUUGUUUUGUUUUAUUUAUCCAUUAGCCAAUGAAUGCUAAAAAUAUCUGUCUAUUUUAAAAUUGUGGUGUUUCAAGCAUCAAAUGCUAUCAAACAUUUAAAAAACCAAAGAUAAUAUUUUAACUCUUUGUAGGUAAUAGAAUGAAUAACGUUCACUUGUUCUUCUCGAAAUCAUUCUGAACAAGAUAUUUGUAGAGAUUGCAAUGUUAAAGUAUCUCUCCUUCAGCAUACUCACAGAAGAGAUAAGUUACUCACUCGACUGUUAUCUGAAAUUGUUUGACAGCCAUUGUUCAUGCACUGUUUGCACAUUUUCCUGGACUCAUUCAAUUGUAAAAUUCAUGUGCCAUGAUGACACUAUUUAUUCAAUUCAAAUAUAUAUUUGGGAAGGAGAAUUUGUUUCUGACUAAUUUAGCAGUAAUCAUGUGUUUGUUAUUUAAAUUUCUUCUUCUUCAUGAAUGAACCUCCACAUAGAAAAACUGUUUCACAAAAUCAACUUCCUUUGACAUUCAAUGUCUUCAUAAUAGAUAAUUCUUUUUUGCCAUUUUGUCAUGUGAUAAAUCUGUUCACCAGUUUAUUUACCAAAAAAAAAAACCCACAAUGUACUGGUUCAAGGAAAAUACUUUUUUAGUGAGACAAUAUGUAUAUUUUUGGAAUGAUUUUUUUCAUCAUUCAUUUUACAUAAUUAUACUUGUGUAUUUGAUUAAUUACUUGUAAAAUAAGCAGAAGAAAAAUGAUAACUUCGUGUGUUGAUUCUGAAAGAGUGCAUGCAGUCUACUGUUAUUUACUCUUUGAAAUUUCUCUCUUAGUCUUAGGACAAGAAAAGAUACAUUUCUUGAUCACUAGUCGUGUGUUGAAAUGCAAAUAGAUUUUACCUUCAACCACAUGAUACUGGGACCUAUGCAUGUACAUUGUUAUUUAAUUAAUUCACCAACUCGCAUAAGAAUGUAUCUUUUUCUUGUAAGGAUAUAAAUGUGUUAUAACAAGAAGCAUAGUUCAUUCUAUCUUAAAGUUGAGAUGUGUUUACAAUGAAUUUGUCCAAAUAUGAUUUUAAUGUUAAUUUGCAUGAAAUUAUAAACUAGUAAGUAAGAGAAUUUUGUAUUAUAAAAUUGCCAAUCAAGUCAGAGAUCAUUUGGCCAGAGUUAAAAACAUAAUUUCACAACACCCUUCAAUUUGUGAGCAAUGGUUUAUAGACUCAUUUUCCCCAGUGUCUCCUACUUGGAUUAUAGUUGAACCUUUUAUAUAUUUUAUUGCAAUGUGAUGCAGUUGAAAACAUAUAGAAGAAAUACAAGAUCAUGUCAAACUAUUAAAGUAGUAGAUCAUUUUUAUUUUUUCUUGAAAGUAAAUAUGUAUGCUAAUAACCAUAAAAUUUGGAAUGUUUUUGUAAACAUGAUUUGGUCUGCUUAUUGCAAAACUACUUAUUGAAUUUUUUCUUUACUUUUUUAUUCUUUUAUUCAUUCCUUUAACUGAAAUAAACACAAAGAAAUUACUUGCCAUAUUCAGCUGUGUGUUAUACACACUUAUUUUACCCAAGACAUAUAAUUGGUAGAGGGGUGUGUAUUAUACAGUCUACAGACUCUGAAGGAGUUGUUUUCUUCACUUUUGUAUCAUUUCAAAGUACAGAUGUGAAAUCUCAUGAGAUUUGGUGAUAAAAAAGGGAUGCAGAUAAUACACAACCAAAUACGGUAUAUUUAUACUAUUUGAAACAGCUUCAAUUAUAUCUGUACAUACUAGUCCAAGUCAUUGAAUUCAUUCAAUUAACAAUAAGAAUUUUUAGCUGAAAUAUUUUCAGUGUUUAUUACUUCAUUAAAUCAUUAUAUCAUUCCAUGCCUAUCUUUUCAGUUGUGUGUAACUGCUGUAUUGUGUGUAUGUCAUCAAGUAAUAUAAAUAUGUUGAAAUUAAAUAAAUAUUGUUUAUGAA
Messenger RNA from Mytilus californianus (California mussel), 3248 nucleotides. Its product is annotated as derlin-1-like. The record is from RefSeq and is a predicted model, not a curated record. Bases 136 to 882 code for a protein of 248 amino acids. The transcript has 8 exons. Gene Ontology annotation, molecular function: misfolded protein binding; ubiquitin-specific protease binding. Gene Ontology annotation, biological process: endoplasmic reticulum unfolded protein response. Gene Ontology annotation, cellular component: endoplasmic reticulum membrane; Hrd1p ubiquitin ligase ERAD-L complex. NCBI's taxonomy places the organism in Eukaryota, Metazoa, Mollusca, Bivalvia, Mytilida, Mytilidae.